Messenger RNA from Ostertagia ostertagi, 594 nucleotides. Lineage: Eukaryota; Metazoa; Nematoda; Chromadorea; Rhabditida; Trichostrongylidae. The record is from the annotation of a GenBank genome assembly.
AUGGCGUUUCUCAGCCAACUCUCAGGUCAUCUUCAGACAUUGAAAGAAAAAACAGCCACGAUGGCUGAAGGAGCGCCCGCCAUCGGAGCACAUCUGCAGUCACUAAAAGACGGUGCCCCAAAGUUGAUCGAAAGUGCGUUGAAUGCCAAAAACGGACUUCUCAAUAGGGUAAAACUCGACUCACUUGGCAAAGUACUGCACGUGUCCGGUUUGGGUCGCUACCCUUCACCUAUUGAUAUCGUGCCGGUCAUCACCUGCUUCGGAGAACAUCUGCAAAAUGCCGAGUUCAGGGUCGAGUACCACAAUACUGGCGACUUUCGCGCAACGAAUUCUGGCAACGCCGUCUGGCUGCUACGUGAAGGCAAUGAUUCGGAGUUGGCGGUGUCGUUUCUGCCAGAGGAGCAGUAUCAUCUGGACUCAAUCACAUGGCACUGGGGAACGGAGCCCAUGAAUGGCUCCGAACACACCAUAGGAGGGGUUGGAUACGCCGGCGAACUGCAUCUGAUCCAUCGCAAUACCCGCUUCCCGACGAUGGAGUUGGCGCUGAAACAGCCGAACGGAGUGCUCGCGAUCGCCAUCUUUCUCAAUGUCAGU